CUCUCUCUGUUUCUCUCUCCUUCUCACUCUUGCUCUCCUCUCCUCUUCUCGGUAUGGUGAGGCUGACUCUGGGUGCUCUGGCAGUGUUUGUAGCUGUGUGUGGAGUGUCCAGCUUUGCGUUGCUGGGGGUGGCUAUAGGGACAGACUACUGGUACCUCAUAGAUGUCUCUCAGAGGGAAAACAACUCCAACCUCUCUCUCAGCUCACACUCAGGACUAUGGAGAACCUGUAACUCCCAGAAGCUCUGUCAGCCAUUCGUCAACCCAUUUGAAGGCGGACAAAACCUCACAAAUUCUUACAGACAACUUUUAAAUAUGCACGGGACAUUCAUGGUGUUGCUUCCUGUCAGUAUGAUCAUAAUGGUCGUGGGGGGAGUGAUGGGGUUCAUCGGCCUGCUGGCUAGAGCAUACAUACUACUGCUGAUGACUGGUAUCCUGUUACUACUGGGAGCUCUGUCCUCUCUAACAGGGGUGAGUGUGUACAUGGCCUACUCUGCUGCAGUCUUCCAGGAGGCUCAGUGUCUGGCUGAGCAGAUGGGGGUCAAUAUGGAGGGGAUCCAGAUCCUGUUUGGCUGGUCCCUGAUCCUGGCCUGGGUCUCCAGUGGAACACAACUAUUCACCUCCGCUGGCUUCCUGCUGGCCUGCAGAACCGUCACUAUACAGAGACAGGAACUGAAAUUAUGA
Messenger RNA from Coregonus clupeaformis (lake whitefish), 683 nucleotides. Its product is annotated as transmembrane protein 114. The transcript is spliced from 4 exons. NCBI's taxonomy places the organism in Eukaryota, Metazoa, Chordata, Actinopteri, Salmoniformes, Salmonidae. Bases 54 to 683 code for a protein of 209 amino acids. The record is from RefSeq and is a predicted model, not a curated record. Gene Ontology annotation, cellular component: apical plasma membrane.